AUGUCGGCCUUCGCCGGCGGCGACGUCGUGCUCGGCGCGCCCUGCGCCGCCGGCGCCGGGUCCGCGGCCGUCGCCGAGCUGCUCUGGUUCACGUACCGCUGCGGCUUCGAGGAGCUGGCGCCCUACGGCUUCACGGACGACGCCGGCUGGGGCUGCAUGCUGCGCAGCGCCCAGAUGCUGCUGGGCAACGCGCUGACGAGAAACGGGGCGGCGCCGAGGCUGGCGACGGCGGCGCUCUUCGCGGACGCGCCCGGCGAUUCCGCGCCGUUCGGUUUGCACAACUUCGCAAAGUGCGGCCUCCGCUACGACGUGCUCCCGGGCGAGUGGUACGGCCCCGGCGUCGCCUGCCACGUGCUCCGGGACCUCGUCGACUGGCGCCGGAACGCGCCCGGCGGGCCGGCGCUGCGCGUGGCCGUCCGGACGCCCGAGAGCCCGCUGUCCGUCGAGGGCGCGUGCGACGCGAUGACUCAGGGCCGGCGCGACGCCGCGGCCGAGGACCCGGCGCCGGCGCCGGAGGAUUCCGCGCCCCUCGACGUCGACGGCGCGGACCCGCUGCUCCGGCCGCCGCCGGAGCUCGCGGCGCGCGAGCGGCGGCGGAGCGAGAGCGCCGCGGCGGCGGCCGCCGCGCGGCGCGGCCGCCUCGACGGCGCCUGGGACGGCGCGCUCCUCGUGCUGCUGCCCCUGCGCCUCGGGCUCGCGCGCCUCGAGCCGCGCUACGCGGAACCGCUCCGCGCGGCGCUCCGGCUGCCGCAGUCCGCGGGCAUGCUCGGCGGCCGGCCGCGCGCGAAUCGAAUCUUCAACACGACUUCAAUGUGCGCGUCAUCGGACCAGAAUCUUCAGCUGUGCUUCGAGAACUCGACGAGAGCCAUCGAUCCGUCCAAAAGCGGCCGGCCGCGCGCGGCGCUCUUCUUCCCGGGGCUCGCGGCGCGCGACGGCGGCGCCGACGUCUACGGCCUCGACCCGCACACGGUCCAGCCCGCGCUCGCCGUCGGCGACGACGGGGCGCUCGGGCCCGGCGCCGCGGCGUCCGUCGCUCCGCGCGACGCGAAGAAAUUAGCGGCGGACGCGCUCGACCCGAGCCUCGCGCUCGCGUUCUACUGCGCGGACCGCGACGACUUCCUCGACUUCGUCGGCCGCGCGCGCGCGCUGCCCGGCGCGCCGCUCUUCGAGGUCGUCGACGCCGCGCCGCGCCGCGGCGGCGCGUGCUUCGACGACGACGACGACGACGACGCGAGCGGCGGCGGCGGCGGCGACGACGAGGACGACUGGGAGGUCGUCUGA
This is a messenger RNA of Aureococcus anophagefferens, 1281 nucleotides long. RefSeq lists its product as hypothetical. NCBI's taxonomy places the organism in Eukaryota, Pelagophyceae, Pelagomonadales, Pelagomonadaceae. The record is from RefSeq and is a predicted model, not a curated record. The transcript is spliced from 2 exons. Gene Ontology annotation, molecular function: protein-phosphatidylethanolamide deconjugating activity. The coding region runs from base 1 to 1281 and encodes 426 amino acids.